Messenger RNA from Sinocyclocheilus rhinocerous, 3424 nucleotides. RefSeq names its product V-type proton ATPase 116 kDa subunit a-like. Gene Ontology annotation, biological process: proton transmembrane transport; vacuolar acidification. The coding region runs from base 615 to 2942 and encodes 775 amino acids. Gene Ontology annotation, cellular component: vacuolar proton-transporting V-type ATPase, V0 domain; vacuolar proton-transporting V-type ATPase complex; plasma membrane. Lineage: Eukaryota; Metazoa; Chordata; Actinopteri; Cypriniformes; Cyprinidae. The transcript has 18 exons. The record is from RefSeq and is a predicted model, not a curated record. Gene Ontology annotation, molecular function: ATPase binding; proton-transporting ATPase activity, rotational mechanism.
GCUGACAAAGUAUCUGGCAACCCACGGGCGCAAUCUGUACACCGGCAGGGUUUGUGCUUUACGGGAGUGAUCUUUUUAUUAUGCGAUCUAUUUAAACACCAAGCCUUCAUUGUACAUGUACGUUUUUAAGGCUGCAUAGCGUUUAGCUGUUUGUUUGGCAACAUCCCUUCAGUAGCCUUUAAUCUCUUACGUUAUUUCUGUCGUUUCAAUGGCAAGACGGCAAUUAAAGGUACAGACGCCUAUCGAUUAUUAUUGUCCUGCCAGCUAGGUAAGACACAGUGAAUAUUAACGUUACCUCUGCAGCUUAUUUUGUAGUAUUUGCAUAAUCUGCAUGAUAAUGCUGCGAAUACUCACUAGGUUGCUAAAAAUAGCAUUUAUAGGUUAAUGAUUUUCGGUACAGUUUAAUCUCAUCCUGGCUCAAUCAGACAUCAAAUCUUCAAUAAUUCAUAAUGCGCGCUAACAAGUCAGUUUAUAGUCAAAUGGAAAUGUAUUGAGAUCGAAUUUUUGUGUUGAACACUUGACGCUCGCGGCAGGUUGGUCGCGCUGUAUUAAAGUGAAUCGCAAAGGCCAGAGGCGGAUUGAGUGAUCAAGGUGGCCGAGAGAGGAGACAGAAGAUGGGCUUUCGGAGUGAGGAGAUGUGUUUGGCGCAGCUGUUCCUGCAGUCCGGUUCGGCGUACGACUGCAUCAGCGAACUCGGAGAAAUGGGGCUGGUUGAAUUUCGAGAUCUGAACCCCAGCGUCAGCUCCUUCCAGCGCCGCUUCGUCAGUGAGAUCAAGAGAUGUGAGGAGAUGGAGAGGAUUCUGGGGUAUCUGCUGAGGGAAAUCAGGAAGUUUAAUCUUGCAGUGCCAGAGGCUGAAGUCCCUCCUGUUGCUCCUGCACCCAAAAAUGUCUUAGAAAUCAUGGAGCAACUGCAGAGGCUGGAGGUGGAGCUCAGCGAGGUGGCCAAGAAUAAAGAGAAGCUCCAGCGGAACCUGCUGGAACUGACGGAGUACACGCACAUGCUGAGAAUCACACACACGUUCAUGCACAGCCGCUCCAGGCAUGAAGCCCUGGGCCCUCAGUAUGAGGAGUUCCCGUCUCUGGAGACUGAAUCAGUGACAGGCUGCACCAGCAUGCAGAGACUGGGCGCCAAACUCGGCUAUGGUUUCCACAGUUACCACUGUCAUCUCUACCCCCACCCUGAAACAGAUGAGGAAAGGGUCGAUGUGAUGGACAGCUUGAGGACACGCAUCCAAGACUUACAAAACGUUUUGCACCGCACCGAGGAUUACUUGAAGCAGGUCUUGCAUACGGCGUCUGAGUCGACGCACUCGUGGGUGCUGGAAGUGAAGAAGAUGAAAGCCAUCUAUCACAUCCUUAACCUCUGCAGCUUUGACGUCACCAACAAGUGUCUCAUCGCUGAAGUGUGGUGUCCAGUCAGCAAUCUGGCGAACCUGAGGAGGGCGUUGGAGGAGGGCUCAAGAAAAGGUGACGCCACCGUCCCUUCCUUUGUGAACCGUAUCCCAAGCAGUGACACUCCACCGACACUUUUGAGGAGCAACAAGUUUACCUCAGGCUUCCAGAGUAUAGUGGAAGCGUAUGGAGUGGGCGACUACAGGGAGGCCAGCCCAGCUCCUUAUACCAUUAUCACCUUUCCCUUCCUGUUUGCGGUGAUGUUCGGAGAUCUUGGUCAUGGUUCAGUCAUGACUCUCUUUGCUUUGUGGAUGGUGUUGACUGAGAAGGACCACAAGCGAAGACAACCAGGAAAUGAGAUCUGGACGACCUUUUUUGAUGGGCGGUACAUCAUACUGAUGAUGGGAUUAUUCUCCAUAUACACUGGACUCAUUUAUAAUGACUGUUUCUCCAAAUCCCUCAACAUCUUUGGCUCAGCCUGGAGUGUCAAGGCCAUGUUCACACAGCAGGAGUGGACAAAUGAAACUCUACAAACAAAUGCUUUACUCACCUUGGAUCCCAACGUUUCCGGUGUUUUCUCUGGACCUUAUCCAUUGGGCAUUGAUCCAAUUUGGAACAUGGCCGUGAAUCGCCUGACCUUCCUCAACUCCUACAAGAUGAAGAUGUCUGUGAUCAUUGGAGUCAUUCACAUGACCUUUGGGGUGGUGCUCAGUGUCUUCAACCACUUGCACUUCCGACAGAAGUUUAAGAUCUAUCUUCUCUUUCUUCCUGAGCUGCUCUUUCUACUUUGUCUCUUUGGGUACUUGGUCUUCAUGAUCUUUUACAAAUGGCUGGCGUUCUCAGUGCGAGACUCACAGCUGGCUCCAAGCAUUCUCAUCCACUUUAUCAACAUGUUCCUAAUGCAGGAGAGCGCCACUACACCCCUUUACCCUGGCCAGAUUGGACUGCAGGUGUUUCUAGUGGUGUUGGCUCUGCUGUCGGUGCCAGUGCUGUUAUUCGGGAAACCUCUGUACCUCUACUGGCUGCAUCAUGGCGGGAAGAGUCUGGGGGUCCACAGGGGCUACGAACGAGUUCGGCGUGUGAGUGAAGAAGACCUGUCACCGUCUGUAGUCCAUGAUGAAGAGGAGGGACUAAGUGACUCAGGAGGGCCUCGGGAGAUUGAUUUCGGAGACAUCUUCCUGCAUCAAGCAAUUCACACCAUAGAGUACUGUUUGGGCUGCAUUUCCAACACGGCCUCCUACUUGCGUCUCUGGGCCCUGAGUCUCGCUCACGCCCAGCUGUCAGAGGUACUGUGGGCGAUGGUGAUGCGUCUGGGUCUGAGGAUGAGCUCCAGCCUGGGCGUGCUUUUCCUUGUUCCUGUGUUCAGUGUCUUUGCUCUGCUCACUAUCUCCAUUCUCUUGGUCAUGGAGGGUCUGUCCGCUUUCCUCCAUGCGCUGCGUCUUCACUGGGUGGAAUUUCAGAACAAAUUCUACAGUGGAACAGGAGUAAAAUUUGCCCCCUUUGACUUCUCCCUGUUGCCCUCUGUCUUUGAGCAAGAUGGGUUACUCUGACUGUAACCCACAACACUUUGAACAGGACCCCGUAGCUUAUCGUGACCUGCUGACCUUUGGGUACUGGACAAUGACCCAGAAGUUGUAGAAGAAAAAACUAGCAUUCUUGCACUGCAAAACGUGGUCCCGGUCGGAAUCGGAUCGGUACGCUAACCUGACAGCCCCAUUUGCAGCAGGAUUAUCAGCUUUGGUUCCAUCAUGUGCUGUCAUUCGAAGAUUGUCAACAAAGUCCUGUUAUUAUAUUUAUCUUCAGAGAUAUGACUUGUAUUUGGUAUUGCACCUUCAUAAGCAUUUACUGUCAUAUCUUUUCAAAGUGCCAUAACUAUUUUUCAAUGUACAGUUUUGUAUGCUACACUGAAAUGUACUUUUGCUUGCUUUAGCUAGGUCUUAGAAAAAAAAACGUUGCAGGUACACUAUGGUGUGGGUAAUGCUACACUGUGCAAUGAACAAUGCCAAAUAAAAAUAUAUCAUUUCCAAUGUGA